Messenger RNA from Aspergillus viridinutans, 3153 nucleotides. RefSeq names its product peroxidase/cytochrome P450 family protein. Gene Ontology annotation, molecular function: monooxygenase activity; peroxidase activity; iron ion binding. Lineage: Eukaryota; Fungi; Ascomycota; Eurotiomycetes; Eurotiales; Aspergillaceae. Gene Ontology annotation, biological process: response to oxidative stress. The record is from RefSeq and is a predicted model, not a curated record. The coding region runs from base 1 to 3153 and encodes 1050 amino acids. The transcript has 16 exons.
AUGGCGCCGCCUAUGGAGACCCAUUCUCACUCUGCCGGACAAAAUGGCAAGCAUCGCAUGUUCCUCAGUGAUGCGCGCCAGGAUCUCCUCAGCCAAGCAGGACGGAUCAUCCCCGACGUGCGGACAAUCCAAGAACUCGGCCACACAGCCCUCAAUGGAGGUCUAGUUGAUGACCGACAUUAUCUGCCACUGAGAAAGAGUCGCUCACAAAAGCAGAUCGAAAAUAUUAUCCAGGUCACGGCGUCCUUGCCCAACAAAUCUGGAUUGCGAGGGAAGAUCACGGAUGCGUUCGUCAGCACUCUGUGGGAUAACCUCCAGCAUCCUCCUUUGUCUUAUCUCGGGGAUCAAUUCAAGUAUCGGACCGCGGAUGGGAGCUAUAAUAACAUCAUGUACCCCCAUCUCGGGGCUUCCGGUAGCCAUUAUGCUCGGACGGUCACCCCUCAGCAUCCGAGGCCUGCCGUGCUUCCUGAUCCGUCUCUUAUAUUUGACACCCUGCUGGUACGCGACGGUCCCGCAAAGGAACAUCCAAGCAAGAUAUCCAGCAAUCUCUUCUAUCUGGCGACAGUGAUCAUCCACGACCUCUUCCACACGGACGAACGAGACGGCACCAAAGUAAAGAACUCUUCCUACCUGGAUCUCGGGCCCUUGUAUGGGCAUAACCAGGACCAGCAAAACAAGGUGAGGACCUUCACAGACGGUCUCCUCAAACCGGAUACAUUUUCAGAAAAGCGUCUCCUCACGCAGCCGCCGGGUGUUUGCGCAUUGCUGGUUGCCUUCAAUCGAUUCCAUAACUGGGUCGUCGGGGACCUGGCCAACAUUAACGAAGCUGGAAGAUUUAGUUUGCCUACUGGGACGAAGCAGGAUGAUCCACGAUACCGCGACGCGAUGGCUAAGAGGGAUAAUGAUCUGUUCCAGACAGGGAGACUGAUAACGUGCGGCCUCUAUGUCAACAUCAUCCUAAACGACUACCUCCGGACAAUCCUCAAUCUCAAUGAGAACCCCACCGGGUCAGACUGGACACUGGACCCUAGAAAGAGUCUGGAAGUUUUCGACAAAGGGGGUGUUCCUCGCGGUGUCGGGAAUCAAGUCAGCGCCGAGUUCAACAUGAUAUAUCGCUGGCACGCGGCCAUCAGUAAUCAGGAUGAAGCCUGGGCGAACAGUCUCUGCCAAAGGAUCUUCGGACCGGAGGUUGAUAGCAGUACAUUAUCCGUGAAUCAGUUCCUCGACGGGUUGCGAAAAUAUUUCGAGGACCAUGUACCAGGCGAACCUGCAACGUGGACCUUUGGAGGGCUAGAACGGCAGCAGGAUGGACGCUUCGUUGACAGUGAACUUGUUCGUCUCUUAUCAGAAGGGUGCGAAAACAUCGCUGGGGCAUUUGGCGCCAGAAACAUCCCCAAGGUAAUGAAGGCCAUUGAAAUGCUCGGAAUUGAACAGGGACGGCAAUGGGACCUGGCGACUCUAAAUGAGUUCAGAGUGUUUUUCAAACUGAAACCAUAUUCGACUUUCCUGGAGGUCAACUCGAAUCCAGCUAUCGCGGAAGGAUUGGAGGCAUUAUACGGCCACCCCGAUAACAUAGAGCUAUACGUUGGCAUACAGGCCGAAGAAGCAAAAAAGCCCUUCUAUCCCGGCUCCGGGCUGUGUCCUGGCUUCACCAUAUCAGCGGCUAUUCUGUCCGAUGCGGUUGCUCUCGACAGCUUCAAUGCCGCGAGCUCCGACUUUGACGUUGCAGGCGGGGGCGUGAUGUACAAAUUGCUGAUGAGAGCCUUCCCUGGAUGGUACCAGCCAAACAGCGUCUAUGCACUAUAUCCAUUUGUGACACCGGAGAAGAGUCGUGAGAUUAUGGUCAAAUAUAUGAAAUUCAAGGACCUGAGUUUCGAUCGACCGUCAUAUACUCCGCCACCUGUGCCGGUCACAACUUGGGAAGGGGCCACGAAUGUUUUGGAGGACCAGAAGCGGUUCCAUGUUCCUUGGGGAGCACAUACAUUUCAGAUUACCGGGCAUGAUUACAUGCUCAGUGGGGAUUCUGCGGCGAAUGCAGAACAAAGGCGAUUCGUCAAAGAGUGUCUCUACGAACCAAAGACUAUACUCGAGGAUGUGCGAAAGCUCUACGAGUCUAUCACGACAGACCUGCUUCAUGACAAAAGCGUCAAGCUCCGCGACUGUUAUCAUGUUGACAUUGUCCGAGACGUUGGAAACCUAGCACACGCACAUUUCUGCUCGCAGUUCUUCAGCAUCCCGCUCAAGGCCAAAAAGGACCCUUCGCCUGAUGGCUAUACCCCCAGAGAGCUUUCUGAUGCCCUCGCCUUGUUGUUCGGCUAUGUCUUCCUAGAUCUUGAGCCCACCGAUUCUCUUAGGAAUAGGAUCGCAGCCGCAGCGGAGGCGCACCGGAUGGGCGCUAUCAUGGCCAAGUCAGUUUCCAACGCCAGAGAUAGCGUCGUCAGACGUUUCAUGCAGGCGCUCGGCAGGAGCGAGGCUGGGGCAGCGAGCUAUGGCCCGCAGCUUGUGAACCGGCUACUGAGAGAGGGCAAUAGUGUCGAUGAAGUCGCGUGGACCAUUAUUCCAACCGCAGCAGCAGCGUGUGCGACACAAGCGCAAGGUUGGACACAAAUGCUCGACCUCUACUUAUCAGAGAAGUACGCCUCGCACUGGCCGGCUAUCCAAAAGCUGGCACGCUCCGCUGAUCCUGGAGCGUUUGAAAAGUUGAAGAAAUACGCUCUCGAGGGUUUCCGCCUGUCGACUCCGGCUUUUGGUGUCCUCCGGACUGCAGUCGACGAAGCCACCAUCAAUGAUGGGACGACCUCUACAACCGUCAAAAAGGGAGAUAUCAUAUUUGUAGACUUUAUUACCGCUGGUCGCGAUCCUGCUAAGUUCCCUGACCCCGAGGAGAUCCGACUCGACCGUCCGGCGGAUGUAUACAUCCACCAUGGCUGGGGUCCUCACGCGUGUCUUGGAAGGGCAAUUGUCACCACAGCCGGUGCAGUCCUCUUGCGUGCCCUUGGUCGGCUCGAAAAUAUCCGUCGAGCUCCCGGACCUGCCGGAGAGAUGAAGAGUAAGAUGGUGAAUGGUGCGUUUAAGCUGUACUUGCGCGAAGAUGGAUCCUCCUGGACUCCGUUCCCUCAAAAUAUGAAAGUAAUAUUUGAUUCCUUCAAGUAG